Marasmius oreades (fairy-ring Marasmius) is the source of this 1497-nucleotide messenger RNA. RefSeq lists its product as uncharacterized. The coding region runs from base 243 to 1331 and encodes 362 amino acids. The record is from RefSeq and is a predicted model, not a curated record. Gene Ontology annotation, molecular function: hydrolase activity. The transcript has 4 exons. NCBI's taxonomy places the organism in Eukaryota, Fungi, Basidiomycota, Agaricomycetes, Agaricales, Marasmiaceae.
UUCUUAACAUCGAUACUCCCGCAUCACCCAGCACUCAUAUCCUCCAUUCAUCUCUUAUGCCCUCUUCCUCUCAUCCAUUGAGAAAUCACAUUGUUGAUCAUGAUGUGGGACAAACUUUCAAUAAGUUCGCACAAAUUCAUCAAGCUGUCAUCCAAUACACCCUUCGGUGAUGCAUCACGAAAGACGCUUCGCCACGAACAUGACACUCUCAGUGCUCUUUGAUUCUGGACCUCUAACAUUCCAUGAGCAGCGAAAAGUACGGUGUACUCAGCUUGAAAGAGCGCCUUUCCUUGGUUGCCUGCAUUCUUGAACUUCCCUUCACAGUCACUGCGCGGAUUAUCACCUCUAUCGGCGCUGCUCAUAACAAAUCCAAGUCGACGCGCCGUGUACUUGGAGAUGCAACGUUCAAGUUCCUCGGGGAUCGACUCAACUACCACCAGAUCCAGUUCGUCUUCGGCACAUCCGUCAACGUUUACGAGAGUUGGGCGAAAAGUAACAAACUUCCCAUCGCUGUCGAUGAUCUUGGGGAUACGGGUGGACAACUGUUCUGGAUCGGCUCGAAACAGCUCGACCGGGUGGUCCUAUACAUGCAUGGAGGAGGAUUUGUUGCCCCACUUCAAGACUAUAUGUUGGAUUUCUGGCGCUCUGUUCAGAAGACUGUAGAAGCACAGAAGGUAGAAGUAGGUUUUGCCGUUCUAGCGUAUAGUAUCAUCCCUGACGCUGGAUUCCCUCAGCAGCUGCGACAGGCUGUUGAAGCCGUCCAUCACCUUGUUCGCGCCGGAGUUCCCAUGCAGAACAUCCAGAUCGUUGGCGACUCCGCUGGCGCGAACCUCGUCAUGCAACUCUACUCCCACAUUCUCCAUCCUCACCCCGAUGUUCCUCCCUUGUCCGUUACCACCAAAUUCUCCAGCAUGUGCCUCAUUUCGCCUUGGAUCUCCAUGCUAGGCGAGGGUGCUUCAUCCUUUGAAUCUGCGAAGAGCGUCAACGACGUUAUGAACCCCAAGACCUCCCGUGCAUGGGGAGCUCGUGUUCUCCAAGAUGUACCCGACGCCUAUCGCCCAUACGUCGACGCUGUGAACGCGCCGAGUGGUUGGUUCAAAGGUAUGGAUGGUAUUGUGGAUCGUAUCCUCGUUAUCGUUGGAGACGCAGAGUGCCCAUACAACUCUACGGUAGUGUUCGAGAAAGACCAUCUUUCGAAGCAUCAUCCCAGCGUGACGCUGUUCACUCAGGGAGAUGGUGUUCACGAUGAUCCUUUCAUGGAGUUCUUCGCCAGAUCGUCUAAGCAUGGUGAAGCAGCCAAGCUGAUCUGCGAGUGGGUUGCGAGUGGAUGAAGGCUUGUAUAAUCAUCGACUCAUUCGUCGAUUUUCAUAUUUAUCGCUCUGGUCAUCUUCCUUAUAUCCUCUUGCUCAAUCCCAGUUAUAGUUGCGGAAAUCAUUGUAUAAUCGAUCUCUUAGUACUGUCGGUACUUUGAAAUCACUUCAAACAUUUUAGUCCUCG